AUGCGUCCCGAAAUUGAGCAGGAGUUGGCCCACACUCUGCUGGUUGAGCUACUGGCCUACCAGUUUGCCUCUCCAGUGAGAUGGAUUGAAACUCAAGAUGUCAUACUUGCAGAGAAACGCACAGAACGGAUUGUCGAAAUUGGUCCUGCGGAUACACUGGGUGGUAUGGCCAAACGGACUCUCGCCUCGAAAUAUGAAGCAUACGACGCCGCUACUUCCGUGCAACGCCAAAUACUCUGUUAUAAUAAGGAUGCAAAGGAGAUUUACUAUGAUGUCGACCCCGUGGAAGAGGAGGCCGAUACUCCGUCAGAAUCCACCGCUGCCACUCCGGUUCCCGCUGCUCCUGCCGCUGCCACUGCCGCACCAGCGGCAGUUGCUCCUUCGCCUAGUGCUGGACCUGCUGCGGCAAUUGAGGAUGCUCCUGUUACAGCGGUUGACGUUCUCAGGACAUUGGUGGCGCAGAAGCUCAAGAAGAGUUUGUCUGAUGUGCCUCUUAGCAAGGCCAUCAAAGAUCUCGUCGGAGGUAAAUCGACACUACAGAAUGAGAUCCUUGGAGAUCUGGGCAAAGAGUUUGGUUCCACACCCGAAAAGCCGGAAGAUACUCCCUUGGAUGAGUUAGGUGCAUCCAUGCAGGCCACAUUCAACGGUCAAUUGGGCAAACAAUCUUCUUCCCUCAUUGCCCGACUGGUAUCCUCGAAGAUGCCGGGAGGUUUCAAUAUUACCGCCGUACGUAAAUACCUGGAGACAAGAUGGGGCCUGGGCUCCGGCAGACAGGACGGUGUGCUCCUGCUUGCACUCACAAUGGAGCCGCCAUCUCGUAUCGGCUCGGAACCCGACGCCAAGGGUUACCUCGAUGAUGUAACGAACAAGUACGCUGCCAGUGCCGGUAUUAGUCUGUCGGCGCCUGCACCUGGAGGAGAUGGUGGUGCUGGCGCCGGUGGCAUGCUCAUGGAUCCCGCCGCCAUCGAUGCUCUGACGAAAGAUCAGCGUGCCCUGUUCAAGCAGCAGCUGGAGCUCAUCGCGCGUUACCUAAAGAUGGAUCUGCGCGCAGGUCAAAAGGCUUUCAUCAAUUCCCAGGAGACUCAAAAGACAUUGCAAGCGCAGCUAGAUCUUUGGCAGGCUGAACACGGCGAUUUCUAUGCUUCUGGCAUCGAGCCGGCGUUCGAUCCUCUCAAAGCCCGUGUUUACGAUUCCUCUUGGAACUGGGCCCGUCAGGAUGCUUUGAGCAUGUACUACGAUAUCAUCUUUGGAAGACUGAAGGUCGUGGACAGAGAGAUUGUGAGCCGCUGCAUUCGUAUCAUGAACCGGUCAAAUCCUCUCCUUCUUGAUUUCAUGCAGUAUCAUAUUGACAACUGCCCGACUGACCGUGGCGAAACGUACCAGCUAGCCAAAGAACUUGGUGAGCAACUCAUCGAAAACUGCAAGGAGGUUCUCGACGCUGCUCCUGUCUACAAGGAUGUUGCGGUUCCUACUGGACCUCAAACCACUGUUGAUGCCCGAGGAAAGGUUGGCUACAAGGAGGUGCCUCGUGCUAGCGCUCGUAAACUGGAGCAUUAUGUCAAACAGAUGGCUGAGGGAGGUCCCAUAUCAGAGUACAGUAACCGCGCCAAAGUGCAAGAUGAUCUACGCAGUGUCUAUAAGUUGAUUCGCCGACAGCACCGCCUAUCCAAGUCUUCGCAGCUACAGUUCAACGCUCUCUACAAAGAGGUCAUCCGCGCCUUGAGCAUGAACGAGAACCAGAUCAUACCGCAGGAAAAUGGCAACGGGAAGAAGACUGGCAGGAACAGUAUCAAGCGCAACGGUAGCCCUCGAGCCGGCAAGGUUGAGACCAUCCCGUUCUUGCAUUUGAAGAAGAAGAAUGAACAUGGCUGGGAUUACAACAAGAAGCUCACCGGCGUCUAUCUGGACGUCCUGGAGUCAGCAGCACGGUCAGGUCUGACAUUCCAAGGAAAGAAUGUUCUUAUGACUGGAGCUGGAGCUGGUUCCAUCGGUGCUGAGGUGCUGCAGGGCCUGAUUAGCGGUGGUGCUAAGGUGAUUGUCACAACAAGUCGAUUCUCUCGUGAGGUCACUGAGUACUAUCAAGCCAUGUACGCUCGCUAUGGUGCUCGUGGCUCCCAAUUAGUCGUUGUGCCGUUCAACCAAGGUAGUAAACAAGAUGUUGAAGCACUGGUCGACUACAUCUAUGACACUAAGAAGGGUCUCGGCUGGGAUCUCGAUUUUGUUGUGCCAUUUGCCGCCAUUCCAGAAAACGGUCGCGAAAUCGAUUCGAUCGACUCCAAAUCCGAGUUGGCCCAUCGCAUCAUGCUCACAAACCUGCUGCGCCUCCUUGGUAGCAUCAAAACGCAAAAACAGACCAACGGGUUCGAAACUCGCCCAGCACAGGUCAUCCUUCCCUUGUCUCCCAACCACGGCACAUUCGGAAAUGAUGGUCUGUAUUCGGAGUCGAAACUAGCCCUAGAGACCCUAUUCAAUCGCUGGUACUCAGAGAAUUGGAGCAAUUAUUUGACCAUCUGUGGUGCUGUGAUUGGCUGGACACGCGGUACAGGAUUAAUGAGUGGUAACAACAUGGUUGCCGAAGGCGUUGAGAAGCUCGGCGUCCGUACUUUCUCACAGCAAGAGAUGGCUUUCAACCUGCUUGGUCUCAUGGCUCCCGCUAUCGUUAACCUGUGCCAGCUUGACCCUGUUUGGGCUGAUCUCAAUGGUGGUCUUCAGUUCAUCCCCGAUCUCAAAGAUCUCAUGACGAGGCUCCGCACUGACAUUAUGGAGACUAGUGAUGUUCGUCAAGCUGUCAUCAAAGAAACCGCCAUCGAGAACAAAGUUGUCAAUGGUGAGGAUAGCGAGGUGCUUUACAAACGGGUGGUUGCCGAGCCCCGUGCCAACAUCAAGUUCCAAUUCCCGCACCUCCCAGAUUGGGAGAAGGAUGUUCAGCCACUCAAUGGCAAUCUGAAAGGCAUGGUCAAUCUUGACAAGGUGGUUGUUGUGACCGGAUUUUCAGAAGUUGGCCCUUGGGGUAACUCUCGUACUCGCUGGGAGAUGGAGGCCUAUGGAAAGUUCUCUCUCGAAGGCUGUGUUGAGAUGGCCUGGAUCAUGGGUCUAAUCAAGCACCACAACGGUCCUCUCAAGGGUAAGGCUUAUUCUGGCUGGGUUGACGCGAAGACUGGCGAGCCUGUGGACGACAAGGACGUCAAGCCGAAGUACGAAAAGCAUAUUCUCGAGCACUCGGGCAUCCGGUUGAUUGAGCCUGAGCUGUUCAAGGGCUAUGACCCUAAGAAGAAGCAACUUCUCCAAGAAAUCGUCAUCCAAGAGGAUCUCGAUCCCUUUGAAGCGUCGAAGGAAACCGCCGAAGAAUUCAAGCGCGAGCAUGGCGACAAGGUUGAAAUUUUUGAAUUGCCUGAAUCGGGAGAGUACACUGUGCGUCUCAAGAAGGGGGCCACUUUGCUUAUCCCUAAGGCCCUGCAAUUUGAUCGUCUCGUUGCUGGCCAGAUUCCCACAGGCUGGGAUGCCAAGCGCUAUGGUAUUCCCGACGACAUCAUCGAGCAAGUUGAUCCCGUAACAUUGUUUGUUCUCGUUUGUACUGCGGAAGCUAUGCUUUCUGCUGGUGUCACCGACCCCUAUGAGUUCUACAAGUAUGUUCACUUGUCUGAGGUUGGUAACUGCAUCGGUUCCGGUAUCGGAGGUACUCAUGCGUUACGAGGCAUGUAUAAAGAUCGGUACUUGGACAAGCCUCUUCAGAAAGAUAUUCUUCAGGAAUCUUUCAUCAAUACCAUGAGCGCUUGGGUCAACAUGCUUCUAUUGUCUUCUACGGGUCCAAUCAAGACUCCUGUCGGCGCCUGUGCCACGGCAGUCGAGUCGGUUGAUAUCGGUUAUGAGACAAUCGUGGAGGGCAAAGCUCGCGUCUGCUUUGUGGGUGGUUUUGACGAUUUCCAAGAAGAAGGAUCAUAUGAAUUUGCAAAUAUGAAGGCCACCAGUAACGCGGAGGAUGAAUUCGCCCACGGCCGAACCCCGCAAGAGAUGUCGCGUCCCACCACCACCACUCGUGCGGGCUUCAUGGAAUCCCAGGGAUGUGGUAUGCAACUCAUCAUGAGUGCCCAGCUAGCUUUGGAUAUGGGCGUGCCAAUCUAUGGUAUCAUCGCCCUGACGACGACCGCUACGGACAAGAUUGGACGAUCGGUGCCCGCUCCCGGCCAAGGUGUUCUCACCACCGCGCGAGAGAACCCGGGCAAAUUUCCUUCCCCGUUGUUGGAUAUCAAAUAUCGUCAGCGCCAGCUUGAACUGCGUAAGAAGCAAAUUAAAGAGUGGCAAGAAUCAGAGCUGCUCUACCUUCAGGAGGAGGUGGAAGCCAUGAAGUCCCAGAGCUCCGAGGCAUUCGACGAGUCGGAGUAUCUACAGGAGCGGGCCCGCCACAUCGAGCGAGAAGCUGUCCGACAGGAGAAGGACGCUCAAUUCAGUCUUGGCAACAAUUUCUGGAAGCAAGAUCCUCGAAUCGCUCCUCUUCGCGGCGCCCUUGCUACCUGGGGCCUCACUGUGGACGAUAUUGGUGUCGCAUCCUUCCACGGUACCUCUACCGUCGCUAAUGACAAGAAUGAAUCCGAUGUUAUCUGUCAGCAGAUGAAGCAUCUGGGUCGUAAGAAGGGUAAUGCGCUUCUGGGCAUUUUUCAGAAGUAUCUUACUGGUCAUCCCAAGGGCGCUGCUGGUGCUUGGAUGUUCAACGGCUGUCUGCAGGUCCUCGAUAGUGGUUUGGUUCCAGGCAACCGCAAUGCUGAUAACGUGGACAAGGUCAUGGAAAAGUUCGAUUAUAUCGUCUAUCCUAGCCGCAGCAUUCAGACGGAUGGAAUCAAUGCUUUCUCAGUAACGUCGUUCGGUUUUGGUCAAAAGGGCGCCCAGGUCAUUGGAAUCCACCCCAAGUAUCUUUACGCAACCCUGGAUCGGGCACAGUUUCAAAACUACAAGGUCAAGGUUGAAGCUAGACAGAAGAAGGCUUACCGUUACUUCCACAACGGCCUCAUCAACAAUAGCAUCUUCGUUGCGAAAGAUAAGGCUCCCUAUGAGGAUGCUCAGCAAAGCAAGAUCUUCCUCAAUCCUGAUUACCGCGUCGCUGUGGAUAAGAAAACGUCCGAGCUCAAAUUUCCGGAAGUGCCCCCGAAGGCUAGUGAUGUCGACGCAACUGAGAGCACGCGAUCAAUGAUUGAGUCUCUCGCGAAAGCUAACGCCACCCAGGACUCGAAGGUUGGUGUUGACGUGGAGAACAUUGAGAGUUUCAACAUCGAUAAUGAGACCUUUAUCGAGCGAAAUUUCACUGCCAGCGAGCAGGAGUAUUGUCUAAAGGCACCAUCUCCACGCGCAUCCUUUGCGGGUCGUUGGAGUGCGAAAGAGGCGGUUUUCAAGUCCCUGGGCGUAAGUAGUAAGGGUGCUGGUUCCCCCCUGAAGGACAUUGAAAUCGCUACCGAUUCAACGGGUGCGCCUGUUGUUCAUCUUCAUGGUGUCGCCGCUGAGGCUGCCGAGCAGGCUGGCGUCAAGCAAGUUAAUGUCAGCAUCAGCCACAGUGAUACGCAGGCCGUGGCGGUUGCCGUGUCGAAAUUCUGA
This is a messenger RNA of Aspergillus saccharolyticus JOP 1030-1, 5583 nucleotides long. RefSeq names its product trifunctional fatty acid synthase subunit FAS2. Gene Ontology annotation, molecular function: 3-oxoacyl-[acyl-carrier-protein] reductase (NADPH) activity; holo-[acyl-carrier-protein] synthase activity; 3-oxoacyl-[acyl-carrier-protein] synthase activity. The record is from RefSeq and is a predicted model, not a curated record. Lineage: Eukaryota; Fungi; Ascomycota; Eurotiomycetes; Eurotiales; Aspergillaceae. Gene Ontology annotation, biological process: long-chain fatty acid biosynthetic process. The transcript is spliced from 3 exons. Bases 1 to 5583 code for a protein of 1860 amino acids. Gene Ontology annotation, cellular component: fatty acid synthase complex.